Messenger RNA from Hibiscus syriacus, 1954 nucleotides. Its product is annotated as probable xyloglucan galactosyltransferase GT14. The transcript has a single exon. The record is from RefSeq and is a predicted model, not a curated record. Gene Ontology annotation, molecular function: glycosyltransferase activity. The coding region runs from base 265 to 1839 and encodes 524 amino acids. Lineage: Eukaryota; Viridiplantae; Streptophyta; Magnoliopsida; Malvales; Malvaceae.
AGGAGUGACCCCAGCCGACAAAGUAACGGACUUGCCGGUCGCUUCCCUCGGUCUAUGCUUUUCAGCACGAAUCCAGACAAGUCGAAGCUCCCUUUCUCCAACUACCAAUGCAAGCAUUAAAUGUCACUGGAUUCACCUCACCACAAAUCAAGUCCGUUACUUUCUCUUUUUCUUUCUAUUUUAUGCACUUCUCAAAACAGCUCCAAUCAUCUCCCCUUCUAGUUUUCAACCAGUUCCAGAGGAAGUAAAGCCUUCUUGGAGAAGAUGGAAAACCCCAUCACUGCAAAAUGCUGCACCAAUCAGCCCUGGUUUGUCUUACUAGUCUUUUUUGUUUUCUGUCUCGAGUUGCUUUGGUUUGAUUACUCUGGUUUUACUGCUAAAAAAUCUGGGGCUGUCUCUGUUUUGGACGGUUCUCAUGGAACUCUAGUCGAUACCCAAAGUUAUUUACCCCACGAUUUCACUAAAACUUCCAAUAAUAGUAUAUCUCAAUUGCCCAAAACUGAUGAAUCUGUAAAAAUGGCCGACGGAGAUGAGGAGCUGAAAGUGGUAACCGAGGUUGAUUCUUGUUUGGGUAGAUAUGUAUAUGUUCAUGAUCUUCCUAGUAGAUUUAAUGAGGAUUUGGUUAAGAAUUGUCGGUUGCUUACUAGAGGAACUGAUAAGAACAUGUGUCCGUACUUGGACAACUUGGGUUUCGGUCCUGAAAUCGAUAACCCUGAAGAUGUUUUGCUGAACAAUAGCUGGUUUUUAACAAAUCAGUUCUUAUUGGAAGUCAUUUUUCACAACAGGAUGAAAAGUUAUGAAUGCUUAACCAACGAUUCAUCGAUUGCAUCGGCGGUUUUUGUGCCGUUUUAUGCCGGUCUUGAUAUGAGCUUGUAUCUAUGGGGUUUCAACAUUACUGUGAGAGAUUCUGCAUCUCUUGCUCUUGUUAAGUGGUUAUCUGAGAAGCCUGAGUGGAAAAGAAUGUGGGGUAGGGAUCAUUUCUUGGUUGCCGGAAGGAUUGCUUGGGAUUUCCGGAGACAAAGCGAUAACGAAUCCGACUGGGGCAGCAAGCUUAGAUUCUUGCCUGAGUCCAAGAACAUGUCGAUGUUGUCGAUAGAAUCAAGCUCCUGGAACAAUGAUUAUGCAAUUCCAUAUCCAACAUGUUUCCAUCCGUCAAAUGACAGCGAGAUUUUCCAGUGGCAGGAUCGAAUGAGAAGGCAAAAACGGAGGUAUCUCUUCUCUUUCGCUGGCGCCCCUAGGCCUGAAUAUCAGAAUUCGAUCCGAGGCAAGAUUAUCGAUCAAUGCUUAGCUUCAAAGAAUCGGUGCAAGUUGCUGGAUUGUAAUUAUGGUGCUACAAACUGUGAUAACCCGGUUAAUGUAAUGAGGGUAUUCAGUAGCUCGGUCUUUUGCUUGCAGCCCCCUGGGGAUUCAUACACGAGGAGAUCAAUUUUCGACUCGAUUUUAGCAGGGUGCAUUCCGGUGUUUUUCCAUCCAGGUACUGCAUAUGCUCAAUACAUAUGGCAUUUACCAAAGAAUCAUACUCAAUACUCGGUGUAUAUACCAGUAAAGGAUUUAAGUGAAUGGAAAAUCAACCUCAACGAAACAUUGCUUCGGAUUCCAGAAGACAGAAUAUCGGCCUUGAGAGAGGAAGUUAUAAAGCUGAUUCCAAGAGUGGUUUAUGCAGGUUCAAGAUCUCGAUCGGAGACUCUCGAGGAUUCAUUCGAUUUAGCAGUUAAAGGAGUUCUUGAAAGAAUAGAGGGUGUUAGGGGUAUGAUUAGAGAAGGGAAGGAUCCUAGUAUCGGAUUUGCAGAUGCGGAUGACUAUAAGUAUACAUUUCCUCCUUAUGGUGAUGGCAUUUGAAUUUAUUAAAAUUGAAAAAUCAUUGGUGAUGUUGGUUUUUUCCGACAAUGAAGAUCAUAGUUCGAGAAUAGAAAAAAACGUCGCAAAUGUCGGGAUCAAAUCCCAGAUUUGCUGG